CGCUAGGUAGCUAGCAUCAUCUGCUACUCUACUGUGUAACACUCCCGCAAAAUCGCUUACAAUUUCAAUGCAGCUAGCUCACUGGCCGUCUUAUUGGCUAAAUGUUUGGUAGUGUGAGGUUUUAUCCGAGGACACUGUUCGAGUGCUUGUGCUGAACUAAACUGGCGUUCUGGUUUGUGUACCUUAAUGGUGUUUGUUAACAGGCCAGUAGAAGACCGUCUGGAAUAUACACAAACAAGCAUGGAGUUUCCACCACAGCAGAAACCGGCGGGGGACGGGAAAAUUGUCUACCCACCGGGAGUAAAAGAGAUUACGGAUAAAAUCAGUAACGAUGAAAUGGUCAAACGGUUAAAGAUGGUGGUGAAGACCUACAUGGACAUGGACCAGGACUCUGAGGAGGAGAAGCAGCAGUAUCUGGACCUGGCGCUGCACCUGGCCUCAGAGUUCUUCCUCAGGAAUCCCAACAAGGACGUGCGUCUGCUGGUGGCCUGCUGCCUGGCGGACAUCUUCAGGAUAUACGCGCCGGAGGCCCCGUACACGUCCCACGACAAACUCAAGGAUAUCUUUCUGUUCAUCACCAGACAGCUCAAGGGCCUGGAAGACACCAAGAGCCCCCAGUUCAACAGAUACUUCUACCUGCUGGAGAACCUGGCUUGGGUGAAGUCAUACAACAUCUGUUUUGAGCUGGAGGACUGCAAUGAGAUCUUCAUCCAGCUUUUCAAAACACUCUUCUCAGUCAUCAAUAACAGCCAUAAUCAGAAGGUGCAGAUGCACAUGAUGGACCUGAUGAGUUCUAUCAUCACGGAGGGAGACGGCGUCACACAGGAGCUGCUGGACACCAUCCUUAUAAACCUCAUUCCUGCACAUAAGAACCUGAACAAGCAGGCGUACGACCUGGCCAAGACGCUGCUGAAGAGGACCGUUCAGACCAUCGAGACCUGCAUCGCUAAUUUCUUCAACCAGGUUCUCGUGAUGGGCAAGUCGUCCGUCAGUGACCUAUCGGAGCACGUGUUUGACCUGAUCCAGGAACUGUUUGCCAUUGACCCCUUGUUGCUGACCUCCGUAAUGCCUCAGCUGGAGUUCAAACUCAAGAGCAAUGACGGUGAGGAGCGUCUAGCCGUGGUACGCUUGCUCGCUAAAUUGUUUGGGGCCAAAGACUCGGAGCUGGCCACACAGAACAGACCCCUCUGGCAAUGCUUCCUAGGACGGUUCAAUGACAUCCAUGUCCCUGUUCGUCUGGAGUGUGUCAAGUUUGCUAGCCACUGCCUCAUGAACCACCCAGACCUGGCCAAAGACCUCACAGAGUACCUGAAGGUGCGCUCACAUGACCCGGAGGAAGCCAUCCGCCACGACGUCAUCGUCACCAUCAUCAACGCCGGGAAGAAGGACCUGAACCUGGUCAACGACCAGCUGCUGGGCUUCGUCCGGGAGAGGACCCUGGACAAGAGGUGGCGAGUCCGCAAGGAGGCCAUGAUGGGGCUGGCCCAGCUCUACAAGAAGUACUGCCUGCACCACGAGGCCGGCAAGGAGUCGGCCCAGAAGAUCACCUGGAUCAAGGACAAGCUGCUCCACAUCUACUACCAGAACAGCAUCGAUGACAAGUUACUAGUGGAGAAGAUCUUCGCCCAGUAUAUGGUUCCCCACAGUCUGGACACGGAGGAGAAGAUGAAGUGUCUUUACUAUCUGUACGCCUGCCUGGACACAAACGCCGUCAAAGCUCUGAAUGAGAUGUGGAAGUGUCAGAACAUGCUCCGGGGACUGGUCCGGGAACUGCUGGACCUCCACAAGCUGCCACCGUGUGAGGCCAAUAAUACAGGCAUGUUUGGAAAGCUGAUGACCAUUUCCAAGAACCUUCCGGACGCCGGCAAGGCCCAGGACUUCAUGAAGAGGUUCAACCAGGUGCUGGGGGAGGACGAGAAGCUGCGCAUCCAGCUGGACACUCUCAUCAGCCCCACUUGCUCCUGCAAGCAGGCCGAGAUCUGUGUGAGGGAGAUCACCCGGAAGCUGACGUUCCCCAAGCAGCCCACCAACCCCUUCCUCGAGAUGGUCAAGUUCCUGUUGGAGCGCAUUGCCCCUGUCCACAUCGACUCUGAAGCCAUCAGCGCCCUGGUAAAAUUGCUUAAUAAGUCUAUCGAGGGCACGGCCGACGACGACGAGGAGGGAGUGACGCCAGAUACCGCCAUCCGAUCCGGGCUGGAGCUGCUCAAGGUGCUGUCGUUCACCCACCCCACGGCGUUCCACUCGGCGGAGACGUACGAGUCCCUGCUGCAGUGCCUGAAGAUGGAGGACGACAAGGUAGCAGAGGCGGCCAUCCAGAUCUUCAGGAACACGGGCCAGAAGAUCGAGACGGAGCUGCAGCAGAUACGAUCGACUCUGAUCCCCGUCCUGCACCAGAAGGCCAAGCGGGGCACGCCCCACCAGGCCAAGCAGGCCGUCCACUGCAUCCACGCCAUCUUCAACAACAAGGAGGUGCAGCUGGCACAGAUCUUUGAGCCUCUGUCGCGUAGUCUCAACGCAGAUGUCCCAGAGCAGCUCAUCACCCCGCUGGUCUCCCUGGGCCACAUCUCCAUGCUGGCCCCAGAUCAGUUCGCCUCCCCCAUGAAGUCCAUCGUGGCCAACUUCAUCGUCAAAGACCUGCUCAUGAACGACAGGGCGGUAACGGUGAACCUCUGCCUCCAGUCAACGGGGAACAAGAACGGGAAGCUGUGGAGCCUGGACGACGAGGUGUCGCCCGAGGUCCUGGCCAAGGUCCAGGCCAUUAAGCUUCUGGUACGCUGGUUACUGGGAAUGAAGAACAACCAGUCCAAGUCGGCCAACUCCACGCUGCGCCUGCUGUCGGCCAUGCUGGUCAGCGAGGGCGACCUGACGGAGCAGAAGAAGAUCAGUAAAUCGGAUAUGUCUCGCCUGAGGCUGGCUGCAGGGGGCGCCAUCAUGAAGCUGGCCCAGGAGCCCUGCUACCACGACAUCAUCACGCCGGAGCAGUUCCAGCUUUGCGGGCUCGUCAUCAACGACGAGUGCUACCAGGUGCGGCAGAUCUUCGCCCAGAAGCUGCACCUGGCGCUGGCCAAGCUGAUGCUGCCGCUGGAGUACCUGGCCGUGUUCGCACUGUGCGCCAAAGACCCCGUAAAGGAGCGGCGAGCACACGCACGCCAGUGUCUCCUCAAGAACAUCACCGUCCGCCGAGAGUACAUCAAACAGAACCCCCUCGCCCAAGAGAAACUGGUGUCCCUCCUCCCGGAGUACGUAGUGCCGUUCAUGAUCCACCUACUGGCGCACGACCCGGACUUCACCAAACCCCAGGAGUACGACCAGCUCAAGGACAUCAAAGAGUGCCUAUGGUUCAUGCUGGAGGUGCUGAUGACCAAGAACGAGAACAACAGCCACGCCUUCCUGAGGAAGAUGGUGGAGAACAUCAAGCAGAGCAAGGACGCGCAGUGUCCCGACGACGUGAAGGCCACCGAGAAGCUGUACAUCGUGUGCGACGUAGCUCUGUUUGUCAUCGCCAACAAGAGCACCGCGUGCCAUCUGGAGUCCCCCAAAGACCCCGUCAUACCGUCCAAGUUCUACCUCAUCCAGGACAAGGACUUCAAAAACGACAAAGACUACUUGUCAGCAGAGAUGAGACAGAUGCUGCUCACUGGGAAGCCGAAGCCCAGCCCGGUGCUGGGGGCCGUAAACAAGCCCCUCACGGUACCCGGGAGGAGGGUCUUCAUCAAGACCCCCACCGUGGGCUCGGACCCCGCCAGCAACGCCAGCACCAACUCCCAGAACAGCCCGCAGACCCUCAUCAAGAACAGUAACGCGGUAACAGAAUCGACGGUGGCCGGCGCCCGGGAGAACAACGAGAACCCCGUCAUCAAGAACGACGACGGCGGCAAGAAGGCGGAGGCGGGUCAGAACACGGCGCCCACGGCCACGCCGGGGGCCACGGUGCCCAAGCGGCGCGGACGCCCCCCCAAGUCGGCGAGCGUGGCGGCCAGUCCAGCCGGGGCGGUGGAGAAGGAGGUGGUGGUGGUGGCGGUGGCCGGGGCGGGGCGCGGCAGGAAGAGGCCGUCCGAGGGCGUACCGGAGGCCAAGGUGUCCAAACAGCAGCCCAAGGACGACGGGGGGAAGAGAGCCAUCGCCCUGCAGAGGUGAGGAGGGGAGGGGGGAGCCAUCGCCCUGCAGAGGUAAAGAGAUCCUUGAAGACAAGGAAACGGCGGGAGAAGGCUGUUGGACUGUCUUUUGACCACACACGCACACAAAACACACAACCACACACACUACCACACAAACACACACUCGUCUGACUCUAAAGCUCCUCUGGAUUCCUGAUGGACAUUUCUUAAACAGAAUAUACAUGCAUUCACACAUGCCACUGAUAAUCUAGGUUUUUAACACCUUUUAGUCCUACGUUUGAAAUUUGUUGUAUGUAGAUGUUACUCUCAAAACAUGAAUUUUUUCCUUUACGUUCGUUGCUCUUUGCUUCUUUUGUGGAGCCGUUUUUAAGAAAAAAGGUUGGACAUUUUACAAACGUUUUAAUCUGGAUAUGAUUGUUGCUUAUUAAAUUCCCUGGGAAAAAGUU
Gadus macrocephalus (Pacific cod) is the source of this 4564-nucleotide messenger RNA. It is a transcript of the gene pds5a, whose product is annotated as PDS5 cohesin associated factor A. The transcript has 33 exons. The record is from RefSeq and is a predicted model, not a curated record. Gene Ontology annotation, biological process: DNA repair; mitotic sister chromatid cohesion. The coding region runs from base 187 to 4137 and encodes 1316 amino acids. Gene Ontology annotation, cellular component: nucleus; chromatin. NCBI's taxonomy places the organism in Eukaryota, Metazoa, Chordata, Actinopteri, Gadiformes, Gadidae.